GUUCAACUGGAAAACUCUCCUAAUUUUCUGUGCACAACCCAAAAAAGAAAGGGAAAUCCAACUUGAAAAUUCUGUCAUAAUUGGUUAGAAGUAUAAAGAAAUAAGUGAAAAUGAUUCCCGAGACAAGCCCCGAAAUGUUGGAGGCCGAUGAGGUACCGGAGUCCAUUAAUAUUAUGGGUCCCAUUGAGGAGGCUCACGUGUUCGAAGGCUUUGACGAUAAUAAUGACGAUGAAGCGAAUGUCGAUGGUGAUAAUGACGAUGUAGAUGGCGACGGGAAUGACUUAAUUGAGGAUGAGGAUGAGAAUGAGGAGGAUUUACAUCCUUCUGCAUAUGGCGAUGUUCUACUGUUUGUUUACCAAGCCAUUUUCCAAUAA
Drosophila serrata is the source of this 374-nucleotide messenger RNA. RefSeq lists its product as uncharacterized. NCBI's taxonomy places the organism in Eukaryota, Metazoa, Arthropoda, Insecta, Diptera, Drosophilidae. The record is from RefSeq and is a predicted model, not a curated record.